UUGUCAUUUGUCGUUGUCAAAAUGAUAAACUCGAACUGUAAGUUGCAAUUUUGUUGUUAUUACUUUUUAUCAUUAAUAAACUAUAAGAAAAAGACGACUUUUUGGUGAAACAGAGAUUUGAUAGGAGGUUUUUAGUUUUAUUAUUUGUACUAGUAAACAUUAAUUAUGAAUAUUGAAAGUGCUGCAGUAAAUAUUUUGAAACGAGGUGUUGAAUUAGAUACUAAGAAAAGAUACACUGAAGCUCUUGUUUGUUAUCAAGAGGGCUUACAGAUUUUAGUUGACAAGAUAAAAGGUGAAUAUGAUGACACAACAAAAAGUUAUUUAAGAAAAAAAGUGGAGGAAUACAUGAACAGAGCAGAAGCAAUUAAAAAGUUAGUUUUAAAACAAAAGGAAACUGGCCAGUUUCAUGAGCAAGUACACAUAGAAAAUAAUUCCACUGGUCAUAGUUAUAAGAAAUUAUUUGGACGAUUUCUCGAUGAGGAAAUCCAGUAUGUUAUUGUUGAAGAUCCAUAUGUAAGAAGUUUUCAUCAGAUUCAAAAUUUUCUAAGGCUAUGUGAAUUGCUAGUUAUUUCCUGUAGCAAUUUAAAACACAUAGAACUAAUAACUACAAAAGAUGGAAAAUCAGAAGCAGAUCAAAGGGAAUGGCUCCUUAAUCUUAAAAAUGAUUUAAUAAAAUACAAAAUAAAAUUGGUGGUAAAAUAUUCUGACACACUUCAUGAUAGGCAAAUUACGUUGAGCUCAGGAUGGAUAAUUAAAAUAGGGCGAGGAUUAGAUUUUUAUAAGGCACCAGAAAAUAAGUUUUGCCUUGGUGUGUUCGAUAUGGAUUUAAGACCGUGCCAUGAGACCACAGUCGACAUAGUUCACUCUAAAAAUGUUAAAGAAUCAUAUGGAUGAAAUGUUGUUGUUGAUGUUGUAAAUUGCAAUUUUAAUGUUCAUGCCAAUGUCAAUAUGAUAUUUAAGAAUAAUAAUAAAAUAGAUAAAAUAAAAAUUUCUCAAUUUAAAUUUGUUACUCGCAAUGUUAACCUUAACCUAUGAUUGUGGGAUUAAACCUAACAGUAACAUUAAAAUUUCAUGUGUUUAUAAUUAAUUCUGUGACACCUGUAUGUAUGAUCAGAUAUACAAACUACUUUAAAUUAAAUAUAAUAAUAAUAUCCUGUGACAUUAUUCCCACACGGCCAUCUGAUCCCUAACUAAGCAUAACUUGUACUAUGGAAACCAGACAACCGAUAUACUACAUAUACUAAACUUUUUUUGUAAAUACAUACUUAUAUAGAUAAUUACACCCAGACUCAGGACAGACAGACAUGUUCAUGAACACAAAUGUUUGUCUUAGGUGGGAAUCGAACCCACAACCGUCGGCGUGAAAGGCAAGUAUCUACCACGCCAACCCGCCCGUCGACUAGAAAUAGACUGCUCAAACUUACUUUCUAAAAUAAAGUACGGAGUGCCCUAUAGAUAUUUUCGAAACCUACUACGCUCUUAGUACCGCCUCUCUACAGAACUGUUUUUAAACAAAAUUCACCAUAUCAUGUUUAUGUAAACUAUACAAUGAGCUUAGUGGAUUGCUAGAUAUCAGUACGGACUCACCUAACACUUUUCGUAAAGUUGUUAAAGAUUGUUGCAAUAAUAUUUAAUGUCAAUGUAAACUUGUAGUAUUUUGUUAUGAAGCAUCUGAGACGUUUUUGUUAUUACCGUUCUAUUUGUUUUUUAAUUUUUUUUAUUUUAAACCAAUGUUUUUUUUUUUAAUACCGCAAUAUUGUACUAUUGUACGUGUUCCCCUCCUCUUACAACCCGGGUUCCUUCAAACGAGGCGUGAAGAGGCAUCUUGCGGGCCGGCAAGGCGAAGGCGGCUAGUGCAGAACGUUUUUCCCGUCUGUACUGGCCGUCGUCGCGUUUGGACUCUACUACCACUUACCAUCAGGUGGAGUAGUCAUUUGCCCUCCCGGCGAAUAUAAAAAAAAAAAAAUAUCCUAUCUUUGUUACAUUUAUUUUUUAUC
Molecule: messenger RNA, 1997 nt
Organism: Nymphalis io (European peacock)
Lineage: Eukaryota; Metazoa; Arthropoda; Insecta; Lepidoptera; Nymphalidae
Product: MIT domain-containing protein 1-like
Exons: 4
Coding region: 166-894 (242 amino acids)
Biological process (GO): midbody abscission
Cellular component (GO): midbody
Source: RefSeq, a predicted model, not a curated record